Helianthus annuus (common sunflower) is the source of this 1324-nucleotide messenger RNA. RefSeq names its product GDSL esterase/lipase At4g28780. Gene Ontology annotation, molecular function: hydrolase activity, acting on ester bonds. Bases 50 to 1162 code for a protein of 370 amino acids. The record is from RefSeq and is a predicted model, not a curated record. The transcript is spliced from 5 exons. NCBI's taxonomy places the organism in Eukaryota, Viridiplantae, Streptophyta, Magnoliopsida, Asterales, Asteraceae.
UAAAACACCACCACUAACCACCAUCUCCUCUCGUCUUCACCACUACAACAUGGCUAAAUACUCCUCCUUCACAACCACCCUUCUACCGCUAGAUGCCGUCUUGACGGUUCUACUACUUGUAGCUGUGCCAAGUGCUCAUGGAGCUCGAGCUUUCUUAGUGUUUGGUGACUCGUUGGUUGAUAAUGGCAACAACAACUACCUCCUCACCAGCGCCCGGGCUGACUCCCCACCCUAUGGCAUUGAUUACCCGACACAUCGACCCACGGGCCGGUUCUCCAAUGGACUGAACAUUCCUGACCUUAUUAGUCAAAAGCUUGGGGCUGAACCCACUUUGCCGUACUUAAGCCCGGAGUUGAACGGAAACAAACUAUUGGUCGGGGCAAACUUCGCUUCGGCUGGGGUCGGAAUACUCAACGACACCGGUCUCCAGUUUGCAAGUAUUAUAAGGAUACCUCAACAACUAAGAAAUUUUCAACGGUACCAAUCUAGAGUAAGUGCAUUUAUUGGACCGGACCGGACCCAACAGCUCGUGAACCAGGCUUUGGUUCUCAUCACACUAGGCGGCAAUGACUAUGUUAACAACUACUUCUUGGCACCGGUUACCGCAAGAAGGCUACAAUACACCAUUCCUCGGUUUACCGAAUACAUUAUUUCUGAGUACCGCAAGAUCCUUAUGGAAUUAUUUAACUUAGGAGCUAGACGGAUCCUUGUGACAGGAUCCGGGCCGUUGGGCUGUGUUCCAUCCCAACUAGCCGCUAGGGCAGCAAACGGGCAAUGUGCAUACGAGCCACAACAGGCUGCAGCUUUAUUCAACCCCCAACUAGUGGAAAUGAUCCAAAGUCUCAACCAAGAGCUCGGGUCUGACCACUUUAUCGCGGUCAAUGCAAUGCAUAUGCAAAAUGACUUCAUCAAUAAUCCUAGAGCCUUUGGUUUUGUAACAUCAAAAGUGGCAUGUUGCGGACAAGGACCAUAUAAUGGGGUUGGAAUUUGUAACCCGACUUCGAAUCUUUGUGCCAAUAGAGAUGCCUAUGUGUUCUGGGAUCCGUUUCAUCCAACCGAGCGUGCAAACAAGAUCAUCGUCGAAACAAUUUACACGGGUUCAGAGAAGUACAUGCAUCCGAUGAACCUAAGCACCAUCAUGGCCUUGGACUCCAUGGUUUAACUCAUCAAGCCUAAUUAGUUAUAUCUAAUAAUUUUUAUUUAUCUAAUUAUGUGCCCUAAACUCCUAAUUAAUAUGUUGGGAAAGUCUAAUUGUGGUUGUUAAGUAAUUGUAUUGAAUCUUCCUAAUGAAGUAAUGAGGAACAUAUUCAUUUAUGAAGGAACA